CGCCAGUAGACGUUGUAUCGGCGUAAAAAGAGAGAUCAAAAUAUGCGUUGCAGAAUUAUAUCCUUCGUCGGUGUACUGUGUUGUGUCGCAUUGGCGGAGGCCUUCAUUGAUUGUCGGUGCUUGUUGCCCCGGGGAUCGGCGGCAGGUGUCACGUGGUUCAGCGUCUGUAGCUUGCCAGGCCGUGAAGAAAAAUACGCCGAGCAAUGUCCUUAUGGCCUGACGAAGGAUUUUUGCCGCUGCUGUGACGUCUGCGCCAAGGGUCCAGGUGAAAAAUGCUACAGAGGAUUCCCUGCGUGGGGACAACCCAUGGGAUGCGCCAAGAAUUUCAUUUGCGAAGAGACGAUAUCGGGAACAUAUAACUACCGAUGCGUGAAGAAUACGACAGCAGAAACGCUGCUCGAAAGUGCUCAAUAUGACGGUGGUCACACCUUAGAUGAUCAUAUCCAGGAAUCUGGCAAUGUUAAAGCUGAAGCGACAUCGGAUGGAAAAGUAACUAACGUUGGAACUGACAGAAUAGAAGCUAACGACGAAACUGGUAGAACAGAAUUAACUAACGCUGAAUCUGACAGAAUAGAAGCCAAGACUAAAUCUGACAGAAUAGAAUUAACUAACGCUGGAAGGCUUGGAACUGACAGAAUAGAAUUAACUAACGCUGGAAGGCUUGGAACUGACAGAAUAGAAACUAAGACUGAAUCUGACAGUAUAGAAACUAAGACUGAAUCUGACAGAAUAGAAUCUAAGACUGAAUCUGACAGAAUCGAAACUAAGACUGAAUCUGACAGAAUAGAAGCUAAGACUGAAUCUGACAGAAUAGAAUCUAAGACUGAAUCUGACAGAAUAGAAGCUAACGUAGACAUCGGCAGCGUAAAUGUUAGAGAAAAUGUGGACGUCAUUAGAUCAGAUUAUAAACAUGAGCGCGAUGGCGCGGACAAAGUAUCGCACGGCGUGGAUGAAGAGCCGCCAACCACGGAUGAUGGACACCAUGACGUCAUAGAUCCCCUCAAGCUCUCGUUUCUGUAA
Molecule: messenger RNA, 1020 nt
Organism: Priapulus caudatus
Lineage: Eukaryota; Metazoa; Priapulida; Priapulimorpha; Priapulimorphida; Priapulidae
Exons: 3
Coding region: 43-1020 (325 amino acids)
Cellular component (GO): extracellular region
Source: RefSeq, a predicted model, not a curated record